Molecule: messenger RNA, 1160 nt
Organism: Nilaparvata lugens (brown planthopper)
Lineage: Eukaryota; Metazoa; Arthropoda; Insecta; Hemiptera; Delphacidae
Product: calcineurin subunit B type 2
Molecular function (GO): calcium ion binding; calcium-dependent protein serine/threonine phosphatase regulator activity
Source: RefSeq, a predicted model, not a curated record
CAGCAGAUCGUUGACAAGACCAUUCUGUUCGCUGACAAGGACGAAGAUGGCAAAAUCAACUUCGAAGAAUUCUGUUCGGUUGUCGGAAACACAGACAUACAUAAAAAGAUGGUUGUGGAUGUGUGAGUUUAACUCGCCCCAACUUAUACAUAUAUGAAUAUAAAAAACAAACUAAAUUGUAUAAUUUUAAAUCGUCUUCUUCAGCUUGUUCUAUACUGCUGUUGUUAUUCAACUCUAAAAUUGCCAUCUUUUGGUGUCGAGUUAUUCAUUCAACUAUUGUGCAAUUAUCAUAAUGUUAAUUUAGUAUGUCGAAGAGAUCGUUGAGAGUUGAUUGAUGAUCAAGAGUCAAUCAUCGAUUAAGAUUUGAUCGACGAUCAAGAAUUGAUCGUUUGUUCGCAGUCGAUUGGCGAGUUAUCUCCUUCUCCUUCUAACUGCCUGCCACUCUAUCAGUGUUGUUUCAUUUGUAUUAUUAUCAUUAUCAUAGUCAUCUCAUUCGUAUCAGUGCUUCAUCCGUUUUAAACAUUUCAUUCAAAGUCCAGUAUUAUAGAGGUAUUAGUUUAGGGCUGUGAAAUGGAACUACACACUCGAAACCACCGGUUUUGUAAACGAGAAUCGGAGUUUAUCAUUGAUCAAACCGGGUUCAGUUAAGGAUAUAAAAUUAAUUCAAUUCUGUCAAUAGAUAGAUAAAAUGUAUUUUUUUGCACUUUAUAACAUUACAGGUGAUGUGGGCGAAUUGGGUUAAUUGGAAUCUUAGUAGAACCAGAAAAGUACAUCAUUUUUCAAAUUGAACAUUAUGUUCUCUUACGAUCAUUUUAGAUAGUAUGAUUUGUUGGUUGAAUAAAUGGAAUAUAUCGAUUGAAUUGAUCAAUCAAGAAUCGUAUAAAAAGGUUGAUCUUGAACGGUAAACUCCAGUUAUCAGAAUAAAGGUCAGUCCACAUUAAGCGUUUUUUCAGGCGCCAACCCAAUGAGCCAAUCGGAGAGCUUCUUGCCCUGACGACUCUGAAAACGCCGUAAUAUGGUCUGGCCCUAAUUCUCACUUAUGAUUGAAGAUUUGAUCUCGUUCACCAGUCAUAAAAAGAUUUAGGAGAGUUAUUGUAGUGUUGGAAAUAACUGAUGAUGUAUGUAAAGUAACACUGUCUUAUCAUUAAUUGAAUUUAAAU